Messenger RNA from Dothidotthia symphoricarpi CBS 119687, 754 nucleotides. RefSeq lists its product as uncharacterized. The record is from RefSeq and is a predicted model, not a curated record. Lineage: Eukaryota; Fungi; Ascomycota; Dothideomycetes; Pleosporales; Dothidotthiaceae. The transcript has a single exon. Bases 33 to 332 code for a protein of 99 amino acids.
UCGAAACACGCCAAACUGGUUGAAUGAAAGGGAUGGCAUUGGAAAACCGCACUCAAUGCGUGUCGACAGAACACAACGUCUUCUCACAUGAAAACAGAUUCCCACAACUAACAAACCCAGCCAUCACUCACUCAACGCACGCCUCCCCCUCGGAACAAGCAAACAAGCAACAAGUCCCACCACACAUUCCCAUCCCCCAAAUCCAUAGGGCUGAGAAAUCCCUUCGCCCGUAUCCUAAGCACCUCCAGACGCGCCAUCCACCCCCCUCCCGCGACCUACCAUCAGCCCCGAUCCCAAGUCUCACCCACCCCGUCCCACCGUCAUCCAUGUAGUACACCCGUUUCCCGCACCUCCACCUACUGGAUCCGGCAACUCCGCGCCAAAAGCGUCGAUUGCGGCCUCGGAAGAUCUGUCUUUGUGGCGCUAGAGUGCGAGCCUUGUACCUGGGUUAGUUUGGUCGUUCUUUGCACGGCGUGUCAGUUGUGUCGAGUCGACUUCACGCACUUGAGUAUUGUGCUGUGGUAUGGAUUUGGAUGUUGGACUUAAACUAUAACUUGCCUUUUUUUUUUAAGGGCUCUAGUGUCUGAGUUGUUCACGUCAUUGAGUAGGCAGGUAUUAGGUAUCUUCAGCGGUUGUUGCUGCGCCUCGAGGCUGGGUGGGAAAGCAUGUGAUAGCAGGCUUUGCCGAGGACCGUGACGUUUACCCAGAACACCAUAUGCGCUGCGAUGGUUCUAGGUAUCAUAUACAAACAAAU